CGCAAAUAAAGAUCUCUUACCUUCGUUUCAGACACUAUUGCAAUUAUUUUUCCAGAAAUAUCUCCACUUCACUUGUUUCCAACCUCUUCCUCAUAUGGUCUUCUGCGAUUUCUAAUAUAUACUACCAGUAAGACAUGGCCAUGAGGUCUCUUGUCCUCCUUUGCAUCACCUUGGUUCUAGUGCCAGUUUCCCUAGCCUCAAGGAAGUGGCAUUUCAAAUGGGAAGUGGGCUACGUCUACUGGUCGCCGGACUGCAGAGAAAACAUCAUGAUCGGAAUAAAUGGUCGUUUUCCAGGUCCUACCAUCCGCGCCAAGGCCGGAGACACCAUCAAAGUAGAGCUAAAGAACGGUCUCCCCACCGAGGGAGUGGUUAUCCACUGGCACGGCAUCAGACAGUUCGGAACACCGUGGGCUGAUGGGACCGCAUCAAUAUCGCAGUGCGCAAUCAAUCCUGAGGAAACCUUUAUCUAUGAAUUCAAAGUUGAGAAGCCGGGCACAUACUUCUAUCAUGGGCACUAUGGAAUGCAGAGGGCAGCAGGGCUGUAUGGGUCUCUGAUAGUGGACGUGGCAGAUGGCCAAAAGGAGCCCUUCGACUACGACGGCGAGCUCAAUCUGCUGCUGAGCGAUUGGUAUCACCAAAACGUACAAGCGCAGAUGCUCGGCCUCUCUUCCAAACCCUUUCGCUGGAUUGGAGAACCACAGAGUCUAUUGAUCAAUGGGAGAGGGCAGUACAACUGUUCACUGGCGGCACAUGUUAUCCCUGGGUCCAGCACGUGCAGGAGUAAACGAGGGGAGUGUGAACCGGUGGUGCUCCGAGUCCUUCCGAACAAGACUUACCGGCUGCGGAUCGCAAGCACCACGUCGCUGUCAUCCCUCAAUCUGGCAAUCGGGCAUCACAAGAUGAUCGUGGUCGAAGCAGAUGGAAACUAUGUGGAACCAUUCACUGUGGAUGAUAUGGACAUCUACUCAGGUGAAAGCUACUCUAUCCUCAUCACCACCGAUCAGGUCCCAUCGUCGAACUAUUGGCUCUCCGUUGGUGUGAGAGGAAGGCUUCCCCAAACACAACCUGCUCUUGCUAUCUUAAAUUACCACCCCAAUUCCCCAUCGAAGUUACCAGCAUCCGAACCUCCCGUUGCUCCCACAUGGAAUGACUAUGCCCACAGCAAAUCUUUCUCCUACAAAAUCCAUGCUCGACGAGGCACGCCCAAGCCUCCAACGAAUCCUGUCCGACAGAUCGCUCUACUCAAUACCCAGAACAAGAUCGAUGGCUUCAUCAAAUGGUCCAUCAACAACAUCUCUUUGGUCCUUCCAUCCACUCCCUAUCUUGGUUCCAUGAGGUACCGCUUGAGGAAUGCUUUUGAUGACAGAAAACCACCUGAGAAUUUUGCCAGGGACUAUGAUAUAAUGAAACCUCCAAUAAACCCCAGCGCAAUGCAAGGUAGUAAUGCGUACAAGCUUGAGUUCAACAGCACGGUUGAUGUGAUUCUUCAAAAUGCAAAUGCACUCUCCGGUAAUGUGAGCGAAAUACACCCAUGGCAUUUGCAUGGUCAUGACUUUUGGGUGCUGGGAUAUGGAGAUGGGAGGUUCAGCAAGAAGGAUGUCACAAAAUUUAAUCUAAAGAAUCCACCAUUGAGGAACACGGUAGUGAUCUUUCCCUAUGGAUGGACAGCAAUAAGGUUUGUGGCAGACAAUCCUGGAGUCUGGGCAUUUCAUUGCCACAUAGAGCCCCAUUUACAUAUGGGCAUGGGUGUAGUUUUUGCUGAAGGUGUUAAAUUGAUCGAGAAGAUACCAAAAGAAGCACUGGCUUGUGGAAUGACCGGGAAGACGUUAAUGAACAACCACCUUCCAUAAGGAAGCAGCAUUUCGUACGGUUUACUCAUCCAUUGUCAGUUCCACAGUGAGGCAGAUAUGUUCAUGUAUUUAUGCUGAGAUAAAGAACUAUUUAUGGUUUGACAAGGAACUCAGCAGUUUUUGCUCAGGAUGGUAAAUUAAAUUACAUUGUACUCUAAUUUCCAUUUGCAAAACUUAUCAGGAGAAAAAGCAGUUGGAGCUCAA
Molecule: messenger RNA, 2054 nt
Organism: Elaeis guineensis (African oil palm)
Lineage: Eukaryota; Viridiplantae; Streptophyta; Magnoliopsida; Arecales; Arecaceae
Product: L-ascorbate oxidase
Cellular component (GO): plasmodesma; extracellular region
Molecular function (GO): copper ion binding; oxidoreductase activity
Source: RefSeq, a predicted model, not a curated record